Messenger RNA from Pieris napi, 1282 nucleotides. Its product is annotated as alpha-tocopherol transfer protein-like. The record is from RefSeq and is a predicted model, not a curated record. NCBI's taxonomy places the organism in Eukaryota, Metazoa, Arthropoda, Insecta, Lepidoptera, Pieridae. The coding region runs from base 154 to 1101 and encodes 315 amino acids. Gene Ontology annotation, molecular function: phosphatidylinositol bisphosphate binding. Gene Ontology annotation, cellular component: membrane. The transcript has 7 exons.
CUUUAACGUUAAGUUUUAGCUAUCGCAACUGAUUGCCAAGUUGUAAACAAGUUUAUUAAGUCUUUAAAAAAUUAAUGGUUAAUGCAAUAACAUUAUAUUUUUUGCCUUAUAUUAGUUGACUUUGAAUUCGUGUUGUGAGCGGUCGCAAGAUAUAUGAUAUAUAAUAUGUUAAAUCUAAGACCAAUAGCAAAGAGUUUGCAGGAAAAAUGUGAAAAGGAAUUAAAUGAACAACCAGAAAGGUUAGUUUCUGAUAUAAAAGCCAUUAGGGACUGGCUUCAGAAACAACCUCACUUACAAAGUGUAAAACCAUCUGACCAAUGGCUAUUAUCUUUUCUACGUGGUAACAAAUUUAGCCUUGAAAGAACAAAGGAAAAGUUGGAUAUGAGUUAUACUUUAAGGACUUUGGUGCCUGAGAUAUUUAAGAACAGAGAUCCUUUAGAUCCGAAACUAAAUGAAGUACUGAGAAAGGGCUUGUUUUUGCCGUUGAAGAAAUGUGCAAAAGAGGAUGGUUGUCGACCUAUGUUUGUGCGGCUCAACCUUCGCGACGGACCCUUGAUACCAGUCGAACAGCUGAUGAAAGUUGCAUUUAUGAUUGUCGAAAUUAUGAUUCGAGAUGACGACAAUUUCCUUAUAUGUGGAGAGGAAGUGAUAGUGGACUUAAAGAAUAUAGGAAUGGCGGCCCUGAGUCAAUGGACGCCGGCUUUAGCGAAAAAAGUCGUAAUGUCUUUUGAAAAGGCUUUGCCAGUUCGAAUGAAGAGUAUUCACAUAUUAAACCCACCACCAGGAUUGGAAACCGUAUUAAAUUUAGUAAAGGCAUUUAUGAGUCAGAAAUUAAAGGAUAGAAUUUUUGUAUAUGGCCAGAAUUUGAAUAGUUUUCACGAAAGAUUUCCACAAGAGUUAUUACCAGAAGAAUACGGUGGGAACAAUGGAACUGUACAAGAUCUUUCUGAUUACUGGACACACAUACUUGAGAGUAAUCGUGAUUGGUUCCUGGCCGAAGAGGAAGCGUGUUCAGACGAGUCCCGAAGACCUGAAAAUCCUAAGACAACCUCUUCUCUAUUCGGAGUAGAUGGGUCCUUCAGAAAACUGGAUUUUGAUUAAGAAAUAGAUACAGCCGUACUGGCUACUCAUAGUCGUUAGAGAGGUUAUAGAGGUUAUAAUAUUAUGUCUAUAUAUAUAUUAGGAUAAGCUUAAUUGUUCAGUAAACAUUUAAAUAUAUUUUAUAUUAUUAUGGUGUUUACCAUUGGAAGCGAAUAAACAUCUUGUACAUUAUUUUUUCUAA